Molecule: messenger RNA, 827 nt
Organism: Melanotaenia boesemani (Boeseman's rainbowfish)
Lineage: Eukaryota; Metazoa; Chordata; Actinopteri; Atheriniformes; Melanotaeniidae
Product: histone H2A-like
Exons: 1
Coding region: 26-412 (128 amino acids)
Cellular component (GO): nucleosome
Molecular function (GO): DNA binding; structural constituent of chromatin; protein heterodimerization activity
Source: RefSeq, a predicted model, not a curated record
CUGAACGAGAGCCGCUACAAAGAAAAUGUCUGGACGCGGAAAGACCGGCGGUAAAGCUAGAGCCAAGGCCAAGAGCCGCUCCUCGCGCGCAGGACUGCAGUUCCCAGUUGGUCGUGUCCACAGGCUGCUGCGUAAAGGCAACUAUGCGCAGCGCGUGGGAGCCGGAGCCCCCGUCUACCUGGCGGCUGUGCUGGAGUACCUGACCGCUGAGAUCCUGGAGCUGGCUGGAAACGCUGCUCGCGACAACAAGAAGACCAGGAUCAUCCCGCGUCACCUGCAGCUGGCCGUGCGCAACGACGAGGAGCUCAACAAGCUGCUGGGCGGAGUCACCAUCGCUCAGGGCGGCGUGCUACCCAACAUCCAGGCGGUCCUGCUGCCCAAGAAGACCGAGAAGCCCGCCAAGGCCAAGUAGACCCCGAUACCCCCCCACUGCAAAACACACACACACAACGGCUCUUUUAAGAGCCACACACUCCUCAACAAGAGACCAGUUCCUCUUUUAAUCUUAACUAGUUGGACAAGAAAUUAUAAACAAGAUACAUUUAUUUUCAUUAUCAAGCAUUUACACUACAUAAUAAAACAUUAUUCACAUUUAAUACAUGGAAAAUAUCAACUACAUGGAAUCCUUAGAAAGUUUCUAAUAACCUGCUUUAAACCAAUAAAACAUCUAAACACAACGUCACUGACCAGCAGCAGAAAGGGAUGGACCAGAGAAAUAACAGCAUGAUAACCCAGAAAUAAAUCAUCUUUGUAUUAGUACAAAGAAGUACAACCACAUUAUCUAGAUGUUAAUGAACUAUCCUUUUAGAAAAUAUUAUGACGUUUCA